CAUUGUCCAGCACAUCAAUCAUUUUCGCUCCAUCUUGUCUUCUCUUCACACAGAUCGCCAUUGGGGAAACUUGAGAUCUCAAGGAGAAAAUGGGGAGGAUGGAAUAUUUGGCUAUGAAGACUGAUCAGGCCACUGCUGAUCUCAUCACUUCUGACUUUAACGAGCUCAAGAUCGCAGCAAAGAAGCUCAUGAAUGAUGCUACGAGGCUCGGGGGACUCGGCUUCGGCACUUCUUUUCUUAAAUGGGUCGCCUCAUUCGCUGCCAUUUAUUUGCUGAUAUUGGAUCGAACAAACUGGAGAACCAAUAUGCUGACAUCACUUCUAAUACCUUACAUUUUCUUGAGUCUUCCUUCAGUGCUAUUUCACUUUCUAAGAGGAGAGGUCGGGAAAUGGAUUGCUUUCAUUGCUGUGGUUCUCAGGCUCUUCUUGCCACGACACUUUCCGGAUUGGCUGGAAAUGCCGGGCUCAUUGAUUCUUCUACUGGUUGUUGCACCAAACUUCUUUGCACACACCUUGAAAGACAGCUGGAUUGGUGUUGUAAUUUGCCUUAUUAUUGGUUGCUAUCUACUGCAAGAACACAUCCGAGCAUCUGGUGGAUUCAGAAAUUCCUUUACGCAAACCCAUGGUAUCUCAAACACCCUUGGCAUCAUCCUCCUGUUGGUCUAUCCUGUGUGGUCAUUGGUACUCCACAUCUUUUAGGCAUUGAAAUAAUGAGCAGGAGGGAGUCGUUUUCGACAAGUGAAGAUAAUUUUCUCCAGUAUUUUACAUUUCUGUGGAAGAUUUCUAGUUGUUUAUGACUUUAUUCAAUGGUAAUUGCGUUUCCAUUUGUUUUAAUCUUUUUCGGUGUAACAAAUUCCUCUAAUAAUUUGUGGCAAACAGAAGAAGAUCGAACUUUGGGUAAACAUCAUUGUAAAGUUAAUGCAUAUUGUCAUCAAUCUGUACUACCCAUUUGAGUAGACAAAGAAAAGAAGUCUGUUGCAUCUUGAAUUUGAGCAUUCACGUAGUGGAAA
Molecule: messenger RNA, 1009 nt
Organism: Carica papaya (papaya)
Lineage: Eukaryota; Viridiplantae; Streptophyta; Magnoliopsida; Brassicales; Caricaceae
Product: cold-regulated 413 plasma membrane protein 2-like
Cellular component (GO): membrane
Source: RefSeq, a predicted model, not a curated record